This is a messenger RNA of Annulohypoxylon maeteangense, 1815 nucleotides long. RefSeq lists its product as uncharacterized. Lineage: Eukaryota; Fungi; Ascomycota; Sordariomycetes; Xylariales; Hypoxylaceae. The record is from RefSeq and is a predicted model, not a curated record. The transcript has a single exon. The coding region runs from base 1 to 1815 and encodes 604 amino acids.
AUGGUUCCCCUAUCGACCUUACCAGUUGAAUUAAUUCGAAAAAUCGGGAUUAACCUAGACUCCCCGUCACAGCUCCUGAUAUUUUCCACCCUUUGCAAGCAUUUUCAUUCGGCCUUGACCGUGACAGAGUUGGCUACCGUGGACGCAAAGCGUCUGGCCGCGCUCCGGAAAUUCGACCGCAGUAAACCCCUAUCUAUAUUUAGGGGUAUUGGUAAUGAAAAGCCUCCGGUCGACGCUUAUGAGCCUAUUCUCCUUUGGGCGAUUGAAACAGGCAAGGAUUUCCAGAACAUCAAGCGCUAUAUCGAUAUUUAUCAAAAGAAUUUCCCUACUCUUCUCCAAGAUUAUUGGUUGUUUAACAGCGAUAGACCUAGUUAUGGCAUAUUUGUUGCAAAGCGCUUUCGCCCAGCAAUUGUCGUAGCCACGAGAGCUGGAAGGCUCGAUGUUCUAAGAGAGCUUAUCGGACGUGACUGCGGACGUGAGGCUGAAGCAGGGAAACGAGUAUCCAUGGAUGACGCAUUCAAAUUCGCAUGUAGGAAAGGACUUCUAGAUAUCGCAAGUUGUUUAGUAGCUAACGGACUACUGUCAACGGAGAGAAAUCUAUUGACAGCUGCCGAACAUGGCCAUUGCGAACUUUUAUCAUCGGUGAUGCUCCUUCCAUCCCUCAACGACGAAGAGGGUAGAAAGAACGGGGCUUAUAUCCUUUGGAAGGCCCUUUACUCUUACGAUAUCUUCAACAAAGAGAUUAUACUACGCAUUAUCAAAGCACAAACCUAUGAUUUUGAGAGAGGGCCCCGCCUUAGAAGGGCUGUCAUUGCAUCGUUUGGUCCCAAGCGUUAUAUCUUCCGUCGACGCCUGACAUCUUUGAAGAUAAUCUGUCUACUAGAAGUAUGGGAGAAGUUGACGAGUUUACCAAUCGAAGCAGGUGAUAUUCUUCAAGAAGCUGCGAAGCACGUUGAAUGUCUAAACGUCAUCAAGUUCAUAUUAUGUAGAAAUACAUGUACGAUAGGAACAGGUGAAGAGCGAUCACAGACGAUGGAUAGAGCGUUGAGCGCCGCUAUCCGUGCUGGUUGUGGCGGGAUUAUGCGAUACCUCGUUCAGCAAGGCGGUAAAUAUUCUACAUUCCACUUGUACGAAGCAAUAUUGUCCGCCCAUCUUGAUGCCAUAAGAGAGAUAACUAGGUCCGGCAUCUCAGUAAAUUGUACUUUCGAUUUCGAACGCGAAUUAUUACUUUCGGGACCCCAAGAAUAUUGGCAGUAUACACAGGGUCCUACCGCUACCUUCUUCGAAACUCCACUCAAGCUAGCACUACACAUCCUCCGAGGGGGGAGAAGCUUCUUAGCAGCAUUUGAGCUAAUACAUCUUGGUGCCGAUUUUACUAAUCUCACACAAGAGGAGAAGGAUUGGGUCGCGGUGCGUCUAUAUUGUCACCAUUUCCCUAUGUAUUUCAUUAAGAAAAGUCGUUACAACGACGAGAGAAAUUUGGUGACAAACCCAAGCCGACUCAAUUUUGCCGGGGUACGUCGAUUGAAGCAUUAUAAGAAAUUUAGUGCUUGCGCAGAUAAUCUGAAAAUGGUACACGCGAUGGCCCAGUUGGUAAUAGGCGACGACUAUCGAGAGAAAAUUUUGGCAAGUGAUUAUCCUUAUGACGAACCGCACCUCAAACCGAAAGGGUACGCGUUUGUACACCAUGACCUUGAUAGUAUUAUGGAGCCGGACUCCAUACAUGAUCAUGGUGAGGUAUAUCCAUGGGAUGUUGGUAGAGAUGCAUGGGAUGAUGAUAUAGAUGCAUGGGAUGGUGAUAUAUAUCUUGAUUAA